Pteronotus mesoamericanus is the source of this 1321-nucleotide messenger RNA. It is a transcript of the gene FXN, whose product is annotated as frataxin. Gene Ontology annotation, molecular function: iron chaperone activity; ferrous iron binding; ferroxidase activity. The record is from RefSeq and is a predicted model, not a curated record. NCBI's taxonomy places the organism in Eukaryota, Metazoa, Chordata, Mammalia, Chiroptera, Mormoopidae. Bases 27 to 662 code for a protein of 211 amino acids. The transcript is spliced from 5 exons. Gene Ontology annotation, cellular component: mitochondrion. Gene Ontology annotation, biological process: iron incorporation into metallo-sulfur cluster; intracellular iron ion homeostasis.
CGGAGCGGCCGCAGAUCGCGGGGAGGAUGUGGACGUUCGGACUCCGCUCGGCUGCUGGCCUAGUACCCCGCUCGGCGCUACUGGUCUUGGCGCAGACCAGAGCUAGGACCCCGCGGCAGACGAGAAACAUGCCACUCAGUGGGCACGGAGACCCGCGGGCCGGGACGGCUGUGGCCUGUGCGUCCAGCCAUGCAAGUUUGAGCCUUCACUGCCUCAUCCAGAUGCUGAAUGUCAAAAAACAGAGUGUCUGUUUGAUGAACUGGAGAACAGCAGGAACUUUGGGCAAUCCAGGCUCUCUCGAUGAGGCCACCUACGAAAGACUGGCAGAGGAGACGCUGGACUCCUUGGCAGAGUUCUUUGAAGACCUUGCAGACAAACCUUACACAUUUGAAGACUACGAUGUCUCCUUUGGGAGUGGUGUUUUAACAAUUAAACUGGGUGGAGAUCUAGGAACCUACGUGAUCAACAAGCAGACCCCAAACAAGCAAAUCUGGUUAUCUUCCCCAUCCAGCGGACCCAAGCGCUACGACUGGACGGGGAAAAACUGGGUGUACUCCCACGACGGUGUGUCCCUCCAUGACCUGCUGGCCGCAGAGAUGACUAAGGCCUUAAAAACCAGGCUAGACUUAUCUUCUCUGGCCUAUUCGGGAAAAGACACUUGAUGAUGCCAAGCCCAAUUCUAAAGACAUUGAAAACUAUAGAGCCAAGACCCAGCUUUCUUCUGCAGCCGAAUGUCUAGUUUGUUCCAUUCCUGCUUUUGAGGACAGUUGCAUUGUGUGUAGCAGCUCUGGGAAAAGAAUACAUCGCCUUCCACUCUACCCCUGACUUUGAAUUUUUAAUUUUCACAGUGUUUUUGGAUUUAUUGUCUGAGUUCCUCCCUCACAUGAUAUCCCUUAUCUUUAUAAUGCCCAUAUACCCAUACCUUUCUAUACAACCUUGCCACAAAGCAAAAUAAUGAGAAGGAAAAAUUCUGGGAGCAGAAAUAAAUGGGCUCACAAUUCAUUUUUUGAAGGACUUCCUGAAAAGCUGCAUGAAGAGGGACUGGCCGAUGUCACCAUUCUGUCUCAAAGUGAGACUCAUUAAACAGGAGCCUAGAAGUGUUCCCACGCCUCUUGAAAACAUAAACACUUCUAAGCCUGUUUCUGCUGAAGUGUCAGUGGCACCUUGGGAAUUCUCAAACCGAAGACUAUUCUUUCUUUGUGCUUUGUGUCUGCCAGGGUGUAUGUAGCCUGCAAGGGGUGCUCGAAGAUAUGGUGCUGUUUCUUUCAUACAUACAUAUAUAUGUACAUACAGGCACAUUUAUGUGUGUGUGUGUGUGUGU